Messenger RNA from Nematocida parisii ERTm1, 661 nucleotides. RefSeq lists its product as uncharacterized. Bases 1 to 615 code for a protein of 204 amino acids. The transcript has a single exon. Gene Ontology annotation, biological process: carbohydrate metabolic process. NCBI's taxonomy places the organism in Eukaryota, Fungi, Microsporidia. The record is from RefSeq and is a predicted model, not a curated record.
AUGAAAACAAAGUUAUGCGUAUCCAGUCUGGAAUUAGUAGCGUAUGAAGAAUUAGUAAAGUACACAGAGAAACCACUUACACUAAUGAUAUCCGGCGGGUCAAUCCUAAGAAUACUUGAGUCCGCUACAAUUAGCCAGCUGGAUAAGAAAGAGUGGACUGUUUUUUUUGCAGAUGAAAGACUUGUCCCCCUAACCGAUGAGCAGAGUAAUUUUAAAACAGCAGAAGGGUUCUUACAGGGCGUGGGGUCUGUCCAUGCUUACAACACAUCCCUGCCUGAAGAAGAAAUGGUAAAGGAAUACAAAGAAUUACUUCAGAAUGCAAAGGUGGACUUAGCGUUCUUAGGAAUAGGAAAUGAUGGCCAUAUUGCUUCAAUAUUUCCAGAAUCACCGACAAUUGACUCAAAUGACAUUGUCACCAUAAUAAAAGACUCACCAAAGCCCCCGACAGAGAGAGUUACAGUUACGCCCCGUCUUCUUACAAUGAUAAAAAGAAUAGUAUUUCUAAUACCAAGGCAAGCGAAUGGUCUGCUUAAAACAGUCACUGAGCCGCAUUUUUCAAUUAUAUCCAGAGUAAACACAGAUAUUGUUAUAGCAGCAAUUGAUCCACUCUCAUAAAAGUAAUUAAUGACAGAAUAUCACCGAGCAUACUUAAUACCGAAUA